AUGGGACGCAAGCCCACGCCGCAGCCGCUGACACUGGGUGACGGCGGCUCAAUGACAAACACGAACUCGAGCCCGAACUUGAACUCGAACUCAAAUUCAAACGCAAAUGCUUUGGCCUACCGCCACAUUGGCGCAAUCGGAACAACGGGAGCAACGGCAGCAUUGGGCUCGGGGGUAAAUGGGACGGGGCCUGGGAUUGGGACUGGAGCUGGAGCUGGAACUGGAACUGGCGCACGCGGCGAGCCUUUGACUGCUGAAACGGCCAUGCAAACCGCCAAUGUAUCGCCUGCCCUUUCAAGGUCACCCGCGUCGCUGCAGUCACGACCCUCACAGCAAUCGCUCCAGUCGGAGCAUUCUCAUUCUCAAUCUCACUCUCGUUCGCAACCUUCAACUUCUCUGACCAGUCGGUUCGCCGCCUCCAAGCGCCCACAGACUUCGCAAACUGGGAGGGGGCCACCACAGACGUCGACUGUCGACCGAAAUCAGCCUCAUCGUCCGCCACAACUCCAACUUCACCACGAGCAAUCCCGCGAUAAUUCUGCCACCAAGAAUCCUCCUGCCGCCCCCUCCCCAUACCACAACCAGACUCCAGGAUCGGCUCCCCCAUCCUUCCGCCACGCAUCCACCGAGGGGGCCAAGCGACCGUCCAACAAGAGCGGGUUUUUUCACUUGAAUAAAUCCUCCAAGGGUUCGAAUCAACUCCUGCACAAUCACACCACGUCGUACUCCCAGUCCCGAGAACAACUGGCCGUCAGGGGGAACGACGAGUCAGGUGCACCAAAGUCUGCAACUUUGCCCUAUACACAAGAUUAUCUGCAGCAGCCCACGUUACCAUCCCGAUCAGAGCUGUCACUUUCAUCCGCUGGAGACUACGACGGGGCAUCCGUCCCUGCGUCAGGUGGAAAGAGGAGUAAACCAAAGUCCUUUGGCUUGCUGAGCCGGACCAAGUCCAAUAGGGACAAAGAUCGCAGUCAUUUGAAGCCGCCCCCGGUCCCCGUUCCCGCUGCGUCGAGCCGAAACGAAUAUUACGACAAUAGUGCUCCUCUUCGUACCGCACCCAUGGCUCAAGAUCGAGCAUUCAGAGACAUGAUGAAUUCCAGCGCACGAAACAGGUCGGAAGACAGGGCCAUUGGCCGUGACUCGUCACGAGAUAAGGACAGAAGUGCCCUCCCUUCAUCGUUCAAAGAAAAUGGAUCAGGUUUCUUUAGCGGCUUGCGGAGUUCUUCCACCAAGGCUGCUGAUAUGAUUAGCAAAGGUCUCUUUGGCAAGAGCUCGAGAAGUGGAAGCACGACUGAAAGAGAGCCCAUUAUAGACGAUGAGCACUACGUCCUAAAGGUUAUCAACCUACCACUAGUGGAACAGACUCGAAAAACCCGCAUCUCUAAACGACUCGAAAGCUCCAGAGACAAGACAGAGUUUUGGAUGCCGGCCUUUCCUUGGAGAGCAAUUGAUUAUUUAAAUUACAAGGGAUGCGAUGUCGAAGGGUUAUAUCGCGUUCCUGGCAGUGGCCCGCAAAUCAAAAAGUGGCAGAGAAAGUUUGACGAACAUGGUGACGUCAAUCUUUUCGAAGACAACGACCUAUACGAUAUUAACAUCAUUGGCUCAAUGUUAAAAGCAUGGCUUCGAGAGCUUCCCGAUGAGCUGUUCCCUAAAGAGGCGCAAGAUCGUAUUGCUCGCGAAUGCUCUGGCGCUACUGAAGUGCCACAGAUGCUCAUUGAUGAAUUAUCCAACUUGUCGCCUUUCAACUAUUAUCUCUUGUUUGCCAUCACAUGUCAUCUGAGUCUUCUCCUGUCGCAUUCCGAUAAGAACAAGAUGGACUUUAGAAACCUUUGCAUCUGCUUCCAGCCUUGCAUGAAGAUUGAUGCGUUUUGUUUCAAGUUUCUGGUCUGCGAUUGGAGAAAUUGCUGGAAGGGUUGUAAGAAUGAGGCAAAGUUCAUCGAGGAAGAGUACCGGUUGUUUGAUCAGCCCCCACCUCGAGGCAUCACAGAACCCAACGGUCCGUCACAGACUGAGGAACACGACGAUCGACAGCCAUCGUCGACUGACAGCAGCAAGCCUUCCAACUACAGCCACGGCGACAAACACCGUCAACGUCAGUUGUCUGACUCAAACGCCAGUUUCGGGUCCAAAGUCUCGACAAUCUCGACCAAUGUGACGACCAACAGUGAGCGUGAGCCGCAAGAGGCGACAAGAAAUAUGCGUCCCUUGUCACCAAUUAAACCUCUGUCCCCUAUCGGCUUCUAG
Pochonia chlamydosporia 170 is the source of this 2244-nucleotide messenger RNA. Its product is annotated as RhoGAP group protein. The transcript is spliced from 3 exons. The record is from RefSeq and is a predicted model, not a curated record. Gene Ontology annotation, biological process: signal transduction; regulation of GTPase activity. NCBI's taxonomy places the organism in Eukaryota, Fungi, Ascomycota, Sordariomycetes, Hypocreales, Clavicipitaceae. The coding region runs from base 1 to 2244 and encodes 747 amino acids. Gene Ontology annotation, cellular component: cytoplasm.